AUGGUGGCAAAAAUUGUCCGCAGUAUUGCAUGUCAUGAGGGUCCAACGCAGGACAUGUUCGUGAGUGUAAUGCCUCGACUCCUCGAAGCAGGAAUGAAAAAUUCGAUUCUGCCCGAGGAUGAGAACGCAGCUUUGGGAUUGGAGUUCAUCGGCACUGCCGCGGUCAUCAGAGUCGCCGAUUGGAGCAAUUUAUGUGCAUCGCAUAAUCUUGUGAACUGGAUGGGUGAACGCUUAAAGAGUCCUGCUGGCGAGAUUGAGCCAUUGCAGUUACAGGUAGUUGUGAUGUGCGGUACAAUGGCCCGACAAAUUGAUGCAGCUCGAAACUUAGUGCCACUUCUAGACGUUUUUCUUCAACUCCUCCAUACUAUGCAAGAGGAUGACGAAUUCGUGGUGCAGCUGCUUUACCUGUUUCUGCAACUGUUGCGACACCGUGAACUCGCUAAUCGGCUAAUGGGAUCAGACUCAGCAUUGGGAGCUUAUGUAAUCGACCUCAUGCAUGACAAGAAUCCAGCGAUUCGCGAGAUGUGUGACAAUGCCUUAGUGAUCAUAGGGGAGCAUUCCCAAGAAUGGGCUCGUCGCAUCGCUGGUGAGAGAUUCCGUUGGCAUAAUGCACAGUGGUUGGAUACAAUAGAAGGGGGUAUUGCGUGUGAUGAAGGCGCCGUAAUGGAUGACGACUAUGUGCCUGGCAUGAUGUUUGAUGAUCAGUACGAGGAUGGUUUUGAUCUCGCUGUUGAUGAGCCUUUGUUCUGA
This is a messenger RNA of Strongylus vulgaris, 750 nucleotides long. NCBI's taxonomy places the organism in Eukaryota, Metazoa, Nematoda, Chromadorea, Rhabditida, Strongylidae. The record is from the annotation of a GenBank genome assembly.